Messenger RNA from Scophthalmus maximus (turbot), 2431 nucleotides. RefSeq names its product mutL homolog 1, colon cancer, nonpolyposis type 2 (E. coli) (gene mlh1). Bases 158 to 2356 code for a protein of 732 amino acids. Gene Ontology annotation, molecular function: ATP binding; ATP-dependent DNA damage sensor activity; mismatched DNA binding. Gene Ontology annotation, biological process: mismatch repair. Gene Ontology annotation, cellular component: MutLalpha complex. The record is from RefSeq and is a predicted model, not a curated record. NCBI's taxonomy places the organism in Eukaryota, Metazoa, Chordata, Actinopteri, Pleuronectiformes, Scophthalmidae. The transcript has 19 exons.
UCCAUCUAUGGUCCCACGCACGCUCUGUGUGUAGCAUACGGAUGUGAUGCUACUGUUUGAUAGCCAAACUAUAAAUGUUUGUAUUGGUUUGCAUGUGUACUCACAGUCGUUACUGGCCGUGCAACUGCGCUGAAAGUCGGCGAGCGGCUCUGUCAACAUGUCGGGAGUCAUCCGGAGGCUCGACGAGACGGUUGUUAACCGGAUCGCUGCAGGAGAAGUUAUCCAGCGUCCCGCCAACGCCGUUAAAGAACUGAUUGAAAACUGUUUAGAUGCCAAGUCCACCAGCAUCCAGGUGACAGUGAAGGACGGCGGCCUGAAGCUCCUCCAGAUCCAGGACAACGGCACUGGCAUCAGGAGAGAAGACAUGGAAAUCGUUUGUGAGCGUUUCACCACCAGCAAACUCCAGACGUUUGACGACCUCUCGGCCAUCGCGACCUAUGGAUUUAGAGGAGAGGCCCUUGCAAGUAUAAGCCAUGUUGCCCAUGUGACCAUCACGACCAAGACAGCUGAUGCCAAAUGUGCUUACAGAGGCAGCUACAGUGAUGGCAAAGUUAAAGGUCCUCUUAAACCAUGUGCGGGCAACCAGGGAACACAGAUUCUUGUGGAGGACCUCUUCUACAACGUGUCCACCAGGAGAAAAGCUUUAAAGAACCCAAGUGAUGAGCACUCCAGGAUUGUAGAAGUGAUCAGCAGGUACGCCAUACACAAUUCAGGAAAAAGCUUUUGUGUCAAAAAGCAUGGAGAGACUGUGGCAGAUGUGAGGACUCUACCCAACGCUUCUGUGGUGGAUAACAUUCGAGUAGUGUUUGGAAAUGCAGUUAGCAGGGAGCUCAUUGAAGUUGCCUGUGAGGAUCAGAAACUCGCUUACAAGAUGAAAGGCUACAUCUCAAACGCAAACUACUCUGUCAAGAAAUGCAUCCUGAUCCUCUUCAUCAAUCAUCGUCUGGUAGAGUCCAGUGCUUUGAAGAAAGCGAUCGAGGCCACUUACACCGCAUACCUUCCCAAGAACACGCAUCCUUUUCUUUACCUCAGCUUAGAGAUCGCCCCGCAGAACGUAGACGUGAACGUUCACCCCACCAAACAUGAGGUGCAUUUCCUGCAUGAAGACAGCGUCAUCGAGAGCGUUCAGAAGCACGUUGAGAGCAAACUCCUUGGCACCAACUCCUCACGCACGUAUUUCACUCAAACGUUGCUGCCAGGGCUGUCAGUCUCAGGCGGCACGGAGGUGAAGUCCUCCAGCGCCACAGCAGAUUCCACCGAGCGAGUGUACGCGCAUCAGAUGGUGAGGACCGACUGUCGCGCUCAGAAGCUGGACGCCUUCCUCCGGCCGAAAGAGAAGCCGUCGGCUGACCCCGAACCGGCCGGUCCCAGCGGCAGAGAGGCGGCGAACAAAACCGCCCGCCCUGACGACGUGGAGAUGGACGAGGCCGAUGACGUAGAUCUGCUGCAGGCCUUGGAUCAGCAGGAGGCGGAGGAAGAAAGCAGCGUCGGUGCUAAUGAUGUUCAAAGAAAGCGUCCAAGGAAGGAGCAGCAGCAGCAGCAGGAGGAGGAGGAGGAAGAAGAGGACCUGACGGCUGCAGCCACGCCGAAGAGACGAGUCAUAAAACUGAACAGCAUCAAGGAGCUGAGAGCUGAGAUCACUGAGAACACACACAAAGGUCUUCAAGAAAUGCUGCAGAGCCACUCGUUUGUGGGCUGCGUCAAUCCCCAGUGGACUCUCAUCCAACAUCACACCAAACUGUACCUGCUGAACACCACCAAACUCAGUCAGGAGCUUUUCUACCAAAUACUGACCUACGACUUUGGGAACUUUGGCGUGCUCAGACUAUCUACCCCGGCUCCGCUCUAUGACCUGGCCAUGUUGGCUCUGGACUGUGACGAGAGUGGCUGGACAGAAGAUGACGGACCGAAAGAAGGCCUGGCUCAGUUCAUCGUGGACUUCCUGAAGAAGAAAGCCGAGAUGCUGGAGGACUACUUCUCCGUGGAGAUAGACCAGGAAGGAAAUCUAAGAGGACUGCCACUGCUGCUGGACAAGUACGCUCCCAUCAUGGAAGGUCUCCCCAUGUUCAUCCUGCGCCUGGCCACUGAGGUGAACUGGGACAACGAGAAGGAGUGCUUCAGAGACCUAAGUAAGGAGUGCAGCAUGUUCUACUCCAUCAGGAAGCAGUACAUCCUGGAGGCCGAACCGGGGGAGGAGCAGGAUGGCGAGGCCAACUCGUGGCGUUGGAAAACGGAGCACAUCAUCUUCAAAGCUUUCCGAACCCUCUUCAGUCCUCCCAAGAACUUCAGCGAGGACGGCACGGUGCUGCAGAUUGCAAACUUACCCGAUCUCUAUAAAGUGUUCGAGAGGUGCUGAAUAUGAUCAAAUCUGACAACCUUCAGGCUUCUAUUUUUAUACUUGUUGUAAAUAAAUCCCCUCUGUGAAACCAAA